Messenger RNA from Nothobranchius furzeri (turquoise killifish), 6245 nucleotides. RefSeq names its product histone-lysine N-methyltransferase SUV39H1. The record is from RefSeq and is a predicted model, not a curated record. NCBI's taxonomy places the organism in Eukaryota, Metazoa, Chordata, Actinopteri, Cyprinodontiformes, Nothobranchiidae. Gene Ontology annotation, molecular function: zinc ion binding; histone H3K9 methyltransferase activity; protein binding. Gene Ontology annotation, cellular component: nucleus.
UUAUAUAGCUGGCGUGAGUCACGUGACUAUACCGUCUCUUCCUCGCGCCAGAGCGCACAGCCGGUCACAACAAGCUGCGAGCUCCCACGUUUCCUUCACGUUUAGGACAUACAUAUUGAAUGGGAGAAACGGACUAACACCGACAUGCUUCGUAAGGAGAGGAGGCUGAAGCAGCAACAGAAAGAGCUACGUGAGGCAGCUAAAGGCAGUGGGUCCCUCACCAGCUGGAUAAAAACAGAGUACAGUCUGAGAUCAACACAGCCUUGCCCUCCAGCAUCAUCAGCAGCAGCAAGAGGAGCGACCCUGCAACAGCUACACUGUACCCCAUCAUCAGGCUGCAACGUUCCCUGUAAGUUGACUUCCGACCAGCUGGAAGUUUUGUGUCGCUCGGAAAAGCUUCACUGUCGGGAUCUGGGAGUGAGAAAAGCCAACCUGAAUGAUUAUGAGGUGGAGUUCCUUUGUGACUACAAGAGGAGCAAGGAGGAGCUCUAUUUGGUGAAGUGGAAAGGCUUUCCUGAAUCCGAUAAUAGCUGGGAACCCAAGAGGAACCUCAAAUGUCCGGAACUGAUGAAAGUGUUCCACCUGGACCUAGAUCAGAUGCUAAAACGGCAAAAGAGACGCGGCCUUCCCAAAAAGUUGGAUAAGGAGGUUUCAUUGUUCCUGGUUCAGAAAGCCAAACUACGCCAGAGACUGCAGAGAUGGGAAGCCCAUUUGAAUCAGAUUCGCAACCACCCAGGCCGUAUUUUUGUCAAAAAUGAAGUGGAUUUAGAAGGUCCUCCUAAAACCUUUACUUACAUUAACAACUACAAAGUUGGCCCAGGCAUUGUGUUGGAUGAGAUGGCUGUGGGUUGUGAAUGUAAGAAUUGUUUCGAAGAGCCGGUGAAUGGCUGCUGCCCUGGAGCCUCCUUGCAUCGCAUGGCCUACAAUGACAAGGGUCAGGUCCGAAUCCAGCCGGGAAAGCCCAUAUAUGAAUGUAAUACCCAGUGCAACUGUGGGCAAGACUGUCCCAACAGAGUGGUGCAAAAGGGGAUUCAGUUUGACUUAUGCAUCUUUAAGACGGACAACGGCCGUGGUUGGGGUGUCCGCACACUGCAGCACAUCAAGAAGAACACAUUUGUCAUGGAGUACGUGGGAGAGAUCAUUACAACUGAUGAAGCGGAGAAGCGAGGCCAUUUUUAUGACUGCCAGGGCUCUACCUACCUUUUUGACCUUGACUAUGUGGAUGAUGUGUACACGGUGGAUGCAGCUAACCUGGGAAACAUUUCUCACUUUGUCAACCACAGUUGUAAUCCCAACCUGCAGGUGUUCAAUGUGUUUAUUGACAACAUAGAUGAGCGACUUCCACGAAUUGCCUUGUUUUCCACACGAGCUAUUCGGGCAGGAGAGGAGCUCACCUUUGACUACAAAAUACAAAUUGACCCAGUGGACACAGAAAGCACCAAAAUGGACUCCAGUUUCAGCCUAGCGAGACUUCCAACCUCCCCCAAGAAAAGACUUCGAGUGGAGUGUCGAUGUGGAUCGGAAUCAUGUCGAAAAUAUCUCUUCUGAUGUGGGACCUCGGAGAGCUUUGUGUAUUCUUUUAUGCCCCUCCCACUCAGUGCAACCCACCGCAUACAUUCUAAAUUGAGCUUAAUAGUUUGUGGGUUGUGUGUUGUUAACAAAAAUGGUGACUUAGCUUUCUUUUUUAAAAUAUAAAUGAGAAUUUUUUGAUUGUAUAAUAUUUACAAGUAAAAGGUUUGCAGCUAUGUUAAACUCCACUUUAGAGAAACUGGGGUCAUUUGUUGUUGUUUUUAUGAGCAGAGACAUUGGUUUUUAUUGGGUUUAAGUUGGAAAGGCUUGGUAUCAGACCCCAUUCUUUUCUCAUAGUCUUUGUGGCCAGUUUAGCAUUAUUUUUUUUUAAACUGAAGAUUUAAUGUAGUUUUCAUUAUCUUUUAAUUUUCGUUGAUGUUUUAGACAAACUGACCUUACCAAGGAUGACACCGGACAGGCCAUGUUUGAUGUUACUUAGUGUGCUUAUUCAUUUGUAAUGAUGUUGUUUUCUCUUUCUUUUUCCCAUUGGUUUGGCCUCUGAUGCUGAAUCUGACUGUGCUAAGAGUUUUUGUAGGUUUAUUGCAGACUAAAGUGGAAGGUCUUACAACUAUCCUACUGGCUCCUAAACUAAACUUUGAUUAAAAUGCCUUCAGAACUGGAGAAACUAAAGUCCUGCUACUCCAGUAAGUAAUUCACAUUCCUGCCUGUUGCCCAUCAUUUUUUUAAGUGAAAGGAUAGAAUGAUAUUUGUUUUGGUCCAACCUUUUAAACGCUGCCCUGAUCUAGCUCAGGUAUGUGAUGUGCAUGUUUAUUGCAUUAAAUUGUCCAAAUGUAGCUAAAUAUUUGUUUGCUAAUGGUGAUUAGCUGUGAUAAAAUCUUAAAUAAGGUUCACCAAUUAUCACUUUUCACAGAAAUCUGUCCAGAUGUUUAACUAAAAGACAGGUAAAAACAUCAUUCAAUUUCAAUUCAAUUUUAUUUAUAAAGCGCCAAAUCAUGGCAAGAGUCGUCUCAAGGCACUUCACAUAAUAAACAUUCCAAUCCAGGUCAGUUCAUUAAGCCAAUCAGAAAAAAUGUUUCCUAUAUAAGGAACCCAGCAAAUUGCAUCAGUGACUUUACAGCAAACCUCAUACUAAGCAAGCAUAUAGCGACAGUGGAGAGGAAAACUCCCUAUUAACAGGAAGAAACCUCCAGAGGAUCCUGGCUCAGUAUAAGCAGCCAUCCUCCACGACUCACUGGGGAUCGAGAAGACAGAGCAGACACGCACACACACCAAGCAAUGUGUCUGGUUACAUUGUGAUUUCUUAGUAAAUAUUCUAUUUGGCGAGAGAUAAACUUUUAUUGUAUUUAUCCUAGUGAAUCUAUAAUUAAACGGGUAAAUUAGCAGUAGCACAUCCAACGUCAAGGAAAGCAAAAAGCCCCCUCCAUGAGGCCACCACAGCUCAGCAGAACAUCAUUGUAGCUUCUUCUGGGGAGAAAAACACUUAGAGAAAAAAUAAAGUUAACAGCUGAAAUUGCAGAAAAUAAUACAGUUGAAGAGCAGAUUGUAGAAGAAAGUAGUCGAGUGUGAAAAGUGGUCAGUGUGUCCUCCAGCAGUCAAAGCCUAUAGCAGCAUAACUACAGAGAUAACUCUGGAUGACCUAGCCGUUUAGAUGGAGGCAUGUUGGAGGCAGGGCAAGGGAGAGCCGUCUUUACCGACUGUACACUCCACCUCCCUCUACUCCCCUACUUGUCCAGAUCUAGACUAACAUCAGAUUUUAACCAUAGGCCCAAUCAAAUAAAAAUGUUUUAAGCCUAGUCUUAAAUGUAGACAAGGUGUCUGCCUCACGGACUAAAGCUGGGAGCUGGUUCCACAGGAGAGGAGCCUGAUAACUAAAAGAUCUGCCUCCCAUCCUAACUUUAGAUAUUCUGGGAACCACCAGUAAACCUGCAGUCUGAGAGCGAGGUGCUCAGUUAGGAACAUAUAGAACAAUCAGAUCACUGAUGUAUGAUGGAGCUUCAUUAUUAAGAGCUUUAUAUGUGAGAAGAAGGAUCUUAAAAUCUAUUCUGAAUUUAACAGGUAGCCAAUGUAGGGAAGCUACGACGGGAGAGAUAUGACCUCUUUUUAAUUCUCAUCAGAACUCUAGCUGCAGCAUUUUGGACAAGAUGAAGACUUUUAACUACAUUCUGUGGACUUCCUGAGAGUAAUGAAUUACAGUAAUCCAGUCUUGAUGUAAUAAAUGCAUGAACUAGUUUUUCAGCAUCACUCCUGGAAAGGAUGCUUCUAAUCUUAGCAAUAUUCCGAAGGUGGAAAAAGGAAAUCCUACAAACUUGUGAAACCUGGGAUUUGAAUGACAUGUCCUGGUCGAAGAUAACACCAAGGUUCCUUACUUGGUUCUCGGAGAUAAACAUAGUGCCAUGCAGGUCAGGUGAUUGACUAAGCAAUUUCCUUUUCAGGAUUUCUGGUCCAAAGAUGAGAACUUUUGUCUUGUCUUGAUUUAAAAGCAAAAAGUUUAGAGUCGUCCAAUUUUUUAUGUCCUCAAGACAAGCCUGUAAUUUACCUAACCGAUUAGGUUCAUCAGGGUUAACGGAUAGAUAUAACGGAGUAUUGUCAGCAUAACGGUGAAAGUUUAUCCCAUGCUGUCCAAUGAUUUUACCAAUUGGGAGCAUAUAUAUAGUAAAAAUAAUUGGUCCAAGCACUGAACCCUGUGGUACUCCACAAGUAACCCUGGAGUAUGAAGAAGAUUUGUCAUGUACAUUUAUAAAAUUAAAUCUAUCAGACAGGUAGGAUGUAAACCAGCCUAGCGCUGUUUCUUUUGAUUCCUACAACAUGUUCAAGUCUUUCUAAAAGAACAUUGUGAUCAACUGUGUCAAAGGCAGCACUGAGAUCUAACAAGACUAGAACAGACACAAGAUUCUUAUCUGAGGCCAUGAGAAUAUCAUUUGUAACUCUCACUAAUGCAGUUUCAGUGCUGUGAUACUCUCUAAAACCAGACUGAAAUUCCUCAAACAGAGCAUUAGUGUUUAAAUGCUCACAUACUUGGAUGGCCACUAUUUUCUCCAGGACUUUGGAUAAAAAUGGAAGGUUAGAUAUUGGUCUGUAAUUCAUUGGGUCAUCUGGAUCCAGGGGAGGCUUCUUAAGUGAAGGUUUGAUUACAGCAACCUUCAAAUCCUGUGGUACAUAUCCAUUUACUAAGGAUAGAUUGAUUAUAUCUAGAAUGGGGGCAGUAACCAAAGGAAAUGCUUCUUUAAAUAAUUUGGUUGGGAUUGGAUCCAAAAUGCAAGUUGAAGGUUUAGAUGAAGCUAAUAUUUCUGAUAACUCUGAAAGCUCAACUGGAUCAAAACGGUUCAAGCACAGAUGAGGUUCUACAGUCACUUCUGAUGCUGCCUCACUUACUGAGGAAGAAGAAAUUGCAUUAGGGAGGAUGCUAAAGAUUUUGUUUCUAAUAGAAUUAAUUUUACUUGUGAAAAAUCCCAUAAAGUCAUUGCUGCUGAGGGCUAAGGGAAUAGAUGGCUCAGAGCUAUGAUUCUGUGUAAGUUUAGCAACUGUACUGAAAAGAAAUUUAGGAUUAUGCUUAUUCUCCUCAAUUAACGCUGAGAAAUAAGCAGUUCUAGUUUGUCGAAGCUUAUGUUUAUAAAGCACAAGACUAUUUUUCCAGGAUAGGUAGGCCUCCUCAUGGUGCAUAGAGCGCCAUGUUCUCUCCAAUUUCCUAGAGUUUUGUUUUAAGGCUCGUAAAUGAGAAUUAAACCAGGGAGCCAACUUCCUGUCCCUAAUUACCUUCUUUUUUAAAGGGGCAACAUCAUCUAAUGCCACACGUAAAGAGGAAUUAACAUGAUGAACUAAGGCAUCAAUUUGUGAGGGGCUAGAACUGAAAAUAUUGCCCUCUGCUACGUUUCUCUGAGAUGCUGAGGACAGUAAAGAUGGAACAGUUGAUUUAAAAGAUGCAACUGCGUUGUCAGAUAGAGACCGACUAUAGUGAAAUUUACUUUUAUGUCUCGAAAACUCAGUUAUAAAAAACUCAAAGGUUAUCAGAAAGUGGUCCGAGAGGACUGGAUUAUGUGGAAAGAUUGUUAUUUCCUCACACUCUAUGCCAUAAGUCAGCACAAGGUUGAAUGUAUGAUGGCAGGAGUGGGUGGAGCUAUGUAUUCUUUGAGUAAAACCAAUUGAGUCUAAGAUAUUACUAAAGGCUACAUUGAGGCUAUCAUUUUCAAUGUCCACAUGAAUAUUAAAAUCCCCCACUACAAUGACCUUAUCAGUAUUUAGCACCAAAUCAGAUAAAAAAUCAGAGAUCUGGUCCAAAAACUCAGAGUAAGGGCCUGGUGGACGAUAUAAAACUACAAACAAGAGUGGUUUUACAGUUUUGCAAUCUGGAUUAGGAAAACUAAGAAUAAGAUGUUCAAAUGAACUGUAACUAUUAAUCUGUAAGGGACUGAUUAAUAAAUCUGAAUGAAAAAUGUUUGCUACUCCUCCUCCUCGCCCUGUACUUCGAGCAAUAUGAUGAUUUAAAUAAUUAGAAGUCGACUCGUUUAAGCUAACAUAGUCCUCUUGCUGCAGCCAGGAUUCUGUGAGAGAGAGCAAAGAGAUCUGAUGAUCACAAAUCAAGUCAUGAACUAACAAAAUCUUAGAAAAAAUGGAUCAACAACCCACAUUUAAUUUUUCUAAUUUUCUGCUCAGUUGAAUUUGUUCUAAUAUUUAUGAGAUUUUCAUGAUUUGCUUUAUUAAACCUGAUAUUUAAUCUG